Nycticebus coucang (slow loris) is the source of this 1200-nucleotide messenger RNA. RefSeq names its product cysteine-rich PDZ-binding protein-like. The transcript has a single exon. Gene Ontology annotation, biological process: cytoplasmic microtubule organization. Gene Ontology annotation, molecular function: PDZ domain binding; microtubule binding. Gene Ontology annotation, cellular component: dendrite. NCBI's taxonomy places the organism in Eukaryota, Metazoa, Chordata, Mammalia, Primates, Lorisidae. Bases 697 to 1002 code for a protein of 101 amino acids. The record is from RefSeq and is a predicted model, not a curated record.
UCUUGCCUCGGCCUCUCAAGUAGCUGGGACUACAGGCAAUUGCCACAAGGCCCAGCUUUUUCUUGGUUGUAGUCGUCAUUGUUUGGCAGGCCCAGGCCAGAUUCGAACCGCCAGCUCUCAUGUAUGUGGUUGGCACCUUAGCUGCUUGAGCUACAGGAGCCACCAGCAUUGAUAUUUUCUUUCUUUUUUUUUUUUUUUUGAGACAGAACCUCAAGCUAUCACCCUGGGUAGAGUGCCGUGGCAUCACAGCUCACAACAACCUCCCAACUCCUGGGCUUAGGCAAUUCUCUUGCCUCAGCCUCCCGAGUAGCUGGGACUACAGGUGCCGCCACAACACCCGGCUAUUUUUUGUUGCGGUUUGGCUGGGGCCGGGUUUGAACCCACCAUCCUUGGUACAUGGGGCUGGCACCCUACCCACUGAGCCACAGGUGCCACCCAACUAUGAAUAGCUUUUACUUCCAAGGUUAGAAGGUUUAAAUCGUUACAUAUCCAAAGAUGUCUAAGAAAUCAGGGUUAUGUUAGACAUUCACUGGAAGACAAUGUUACAAAAUAAUAAUCCACUAAUCACACUAGUGUGUUCUAAACCUAAGGGCUAUCUCUACCUAAGGAUAUGACACCCACUUGUCUCCACUCUCCCUAAGAUUUUAAAGAAAUCUUUAUAGGGGCUUCUGCAGGUAGGGGAGUGAUGGCGGAAGAAUGGUGUGCGAAAAAUGUGAAAAGAAACUUGGUACUGUUACCACUCCAGAUACAUGGAAGAAUGGAGCUAGGAAUACCACAGAAAGUGGUAGAAGAAAGCUGAAUGAAAAUAAAGCCUUGACUUCGAAAAAAGCAAGAUUUGAUUCAUACGGAAAGAAUAAGUUCUCCACUUGCAGAAUCUGUAAAACUUCUGUACACCAACCAGGUUCUCAUUAUUGCCAGGGCUGUGCCUACAAAAAGGCUAUCUGCUCCAUGUGUGGAAAAAAGGUUUUAGAUACUAAAAACUACAAGCAAACAUCUGUCUAGACAUAUUGAUGAAGUUUCUGGAUUUCUAUGUGAUUUCACUUUUCUGCUUUGAAUUUUCAAGGCAUAACAUAGAUGUUCAACUUACAAAAUAACACGUUUUUAGACAAAUAAUUAAGUUUAAACCAGAAUGACUGGUAUUCAUUCUUUUGCUCUCAAGACUUUCUGAACAGCAGCAAUGUAACUAGUCUUCUGCCUUAA